Molecule: messenger RNA, 1868 nt
Organism: Callorhinchus milii (elephant shark)
Lineage: Eukaryota; Metazoa; Chordata; Chondrichthyes; Chimaeriformes; Callorhinchidae
Gene: rhd
Product: Rh blood group, D antigen
Biological process (GO): ammonium transmembrane transport; ammonium homeostasis
Cellular component (GO): plasma membrane
Molecular function (GO): ammonium channel activity
Source: RefSeq, marked provisional
AUUUUAUUGAAAUAUUCAGCGAGGCAGCAACAACACUCUUGAAAUACUGAAAGAAAACAUCGCAAUGUCUAACAAACUGGCUCCCAGCAUCAGGCUGAGUUUCCCUCUGAUGGCUCUGGUUUUCCAGGUGGCAAUAAUAGGAUUAUUCGCCGGAUUUGUUGACUAUAAAGCUAUUACAGAGGGAAAAUUCAGUAUUACUUACCCAGUAUUUCAAGAUGUCAACGCUGUUGUCUUCAUUGGGUUCGGCUUCCUCCUCACAUUCCUCAAGCGAUAUGCACACAGUGGCCUUGCCUUCAAUCUGUUCCUCGCGGCCCUCGCCGUUCAGUGGGCCACCUUCCUGGAAGGAGCGCUCCUUGACACUCUGCAGGAAGGAAUACAGAUAAGUCUUAAAAGUAUAAUCCGGGCAGAACUGAACGCAGUGUCUGCAGUGAUCUCGAUCGGUGCAGUUGUGGGUGUGAUGAGUCCCAUACAGUUACUGCUGAUGGUGGCCCUGGAGUUAACCUGUUUCGUUGUCGAUCAAUGGUUUCUGAAAAGUUGGCUUUCGAUCGAUCCAGACACCAGUGUAAUGCAUCUGCACUUGUUUGGCGCUUUUUUUGGACUUACAGCCUCGAGGGUUCUCUAUCGUUCAGGACUUUGUAACGGCCACGAGAAGGAAGGAUCAUUGCCGAUCUCCGAACUGUUCUCUAUGAUUGGUACUAUCUUUCUGUGGAUGUUCUGGCCCAGCUUCAACUCAGCACUACUUGAUACAAGGCUUCAGAGGUCAAGAGCUGUUUUCAACACCUAUUACGCGUUGGCGGCUUGCAGUGUGUCUGUGUUUGCUGUUUCCACUCUCGUCCACAACAAAGGGAAAAUAGACAUGGCCAACAUCCGUAACGCUACACUAUCAGGAGGUGUUGCAAUUGGCCUCUCUGCUCCUCUGAUAGACUCUCCGUACAUAGCAAUGAUAGUUGGCUUCACGGCUGGUGUUAUCUCCACCCUCGGUGUCGUGUACUUGAAGAGAUGUCUUGAAACACGUAUGAAAUUGCACGAUACCUGUGGGGUUCUGUACACGCACGGCCUGCCUGGGAUAAUCGGAGGGAUAGUUUACGUCGUUCUCAUCUUUCUCACUUCGCCGGUGCCCAACAAAAGUCUCAAUUAUGAAGGAUCCCCAAUCAACAAAGCAGUAGCCAUAAUCGUCACGCUGUCCGCAAGCCUGGUCACAGGAUUGAUCGCAGGUUUUAUUCUGAAGCUAAACAUUUGGAAACAGCCCCCUGAUCUGAAAUGUUACGAUGAUCAAGCAUACUGGGUGUUCCCGCACUUAGCAACAGUGAAGUAAAGGAAGGUCACUGGCAUCUUUCAACGUUGAGCCAAAGACGAGGCGAAGGAAACCUUUCACAACACGACUAAUCUCACAAAAAAUCUAUGCAAAUUGCGUGUGUUGAAUUAUUAUGAUAAAAAUCAACAGGCACUGGGGCAUGCUCAUUGGCUAUAUUGGUAAUAAUCCCUUCAAAACAAGUUGUUUUGUUAAAAAAAUAAUAAUUUGGUCCCUCAAUCCACGACUGUUUGUGGGGACGCCGCUGUGUGCAAUUGGCUGUCGCGUUUUGCCCCCCAAAAUAUACGGUCGAUUCACUUUACAGUAUAUUCCGUGAAGCGCUUUGAGACAUCUCAACGAUGUGAUAAGGCGCUGUAUCAAAGGCAAGAAUACAAUAUUAGAAUACAAUAUUUUCCAGUUGUGGCUCUAUCCAUAACCCACUCACAUGCACGUGCCACCUGUGGAGGUUUAUAUUUCAUGGCUGGCUGAGACAGCAAUGACCCUACCAGCUAUCUGAAUCAGUGCUCUUUUGCGUUUGUUUUGUACUAUUUUACUUUGUGCAUUAAACAGGAUCAUC